Messenger RNA from Papaver somniferum (opium poppy), 4599 nucleotides. RefSeq names its product magnesium-chelatase subunit ChlH, chloroplastic. The coding region runs from base 226 to 4368 and encodes 1380 amino acids. Lineage: Eukaryota; Viridiplantae; Streptophyta; Magnoliopsida; Ranunculales; Papaveraceae. Gene Ontology annotation, molecular function: magnesium chelatase activity. Gene Ontology annotation, cellular component: chloroplast. The record is from RefSeq and is a predicted model, not a curated record. The transcript is spliced from 4 exons. Gene Ontology annotation, biological process: chlorophyll biosynthetic process.
UACAACAACAACUGAAAUUAACCAAUGCCACAAACACUCCACUUCGCCUAUCUCCACACAAUUACUUUACUUAUACUCUUCACCAUACAACUUCCAAAGAAGAAGAAGAGAAACGAUUCAAACCCACAUUUUAACAAAAAAUCAAAUCUUUCUCCCUCUGUCUCUCCCCCAAUCUCUAACUUAGUGUGGGUUCAACUUAAAUUUUGAAGCUAAAGAGCUUCUUUAAUGGCAUCUUUAGUUUCUUCAUCAUUCACAUUAUCAACUUCUAAACCAGAGCUUUCAUCUUUUUCUCAAAAGCAUUUCUUCCUACAUUCAUUCUUACCCAAGAAGUGCAAUCAAGGGGGUAACAGAAAUGGUGGUUUGAGAGUUAAGUGUGUUGGAAAUGGUUUGUUUACUCAAACCACACAAGAAGUUCGAAGAAUUGUCCCAACUAGUAACAAGAAUAAUCUACCAAGAGUUAAGAUUGUGUAUGUAGUUCUUGAAGCUCAGUAUCAAGCUGCUGUUUCUGAAGCUGUGAGAACUCUGAAUAGAGAAGGAAAGUAUGCGUCUUUUGAAGUUGUUGGUUACUUAGUUGAAGAACUAAGGGAUAAUUCAGCUUAUGAAACAUUCUGUAAAGAUCUUGAAGAUGCUAAUAUCUUCAUUGGUUCUUUGAUUUUUGUGGAAGAACUUGCACAGAAAGUUAAAGCUGCUGUUGAGAAACAAAGGGACAGAAUGGAUGCAGUCUUAGUGUUUCCAUCAAUGCCUGAAGUAAUGAGACUUAAUAAACUUGGUACCUUUAGUAUGUCUCAACUUGGUCAAUCAAAAUCUCCAUUCUUUCAGUUAUUCAAGAAGAAGAAGCAAUCAGCUGGUUUCUCAGAUAGUAUGUUGAAGCUUGUGAGAACUUUACCGAAAGUUCUCAAGUACUUGCCAAGUGAUAAAGCUCAAGAUGCUAGACUUUAUAUUCUCAGUUUGCAGUUCUGGCUUGGUGGCUCACCUGAGAAUUUGGGGAAUUUCUUUAAAAUGAUUACUGGGUCUUACAUUCCGGCUUUAAAAGGUACAAAAGUGGAGUAUUCCGAUCCAGUUUUGUUCUUAGACACUGGUAUCUGGCAUCCAAUGGCUCCUUGUAUGUAUGAUGAUGUCAAGGAGUAUUUGAACUGGUAUGGAACUAGAAGGGAUGCAAAUGAGAAGCUGAAAAAUCCAAAUGCACCAAUAGUUGGGUUGGUUUUGCAGAGGAGUCAUAUCGUUACAGGUGACGAUAGUCAUUAUGUGGCUGUCAUAAUGGAGUUGGAAGCAAAGGGCGCAAAGGUGAUCCCAAUAUUUGCUGGUGGACUUGAUUUCUCAGGGCCAAUUGAGAAGUAUUUGAUUGAUCCCAUUACAAAGAAGCCUUUUGUCCAUUCAGUAAUAUCCUUGACUGGUUUUGCGCUUGUUGGUGGGCCAGCAAGGCAGGAUCAUCCUAAGGCUAUUGAAUCAUUGAUGAAGCUUGAUGUGCCAUACCUCGUAGCGUUGCCAUUAGUGUUCCAAACUACAGAAGAGUGGUUAAACAGUACAUUGGGAUUGCACCCAAUUCAGGUGGCUUUGCAGGUUGCUCUUCCUGAACUUGAUGGUGGGAUGGAGCCAAUUGUUUUCUCCGGCCGAGAUGGUAGAACAGGAAAAUCACAUGCUCUUCAUAAGAGAAUUGAACAGCUUUGCACAAGAGCAAUCAAUUGGGCUGAACUGAAAAGGAAAACAAAGGCAGAGAAGAAGCUAGCAAUCACCGUUUUCAGCUUCCCGCCGGACAAAGGAAAUGUUGGAACUGCUGCUUACCUAAAUGUGUUUUCUUCUAUUUACUCUGUCCUUAAGGAUCUCCAUGAUGAUGGCUACACUGUUGAAGGUCUACCUGAAACAGCCGAAGCCCUAAUUGAAGAAGUUAUUCAUGACAAGGAGGCCCAAUUCAGCAGCCCAAAUCUCAAUGUCGCCUACAAGAUGGGUGUCCGUGAGUACCAGAAGCUCACUCCUUACUCUCAAGCAUUGGAAGAGAGUUGGGGUAAGCCUCCUGGUAAUCUAAAUUCUGAUGGUGAGAACCUCCUGGUCUACGGAAAGCAGUACGGCAAUGUUUUUAUUGGAGUUCAACCCACAUUCGGAUAUGAAGGUGAUCCGAUGCGUCUCCUCUUCUCCAAAUCUGCAAGCCCACACCAUGGAUUUGCAGCAUACUACUCAUUUGUCGAGAAAGUUUUCAAAGCAGAUGCUGUACUUCACUUCGGAACCCACGGAUCACUUGAGUUCAUGCCUGGGAAACAAGUGGGGAUGAGUGAUGUUUGCUACCCCGACAGUCUUAUUGGGAACAUUCCCAACAUUUACUAUUAUGCAGCAAACAAUCCUUCUGAGGCUACCAUAGCCAAACGUCGUAGUUACGCAAACACCAUCAGUUAUCUAACCCCUCCAGCAGAAAAUGCUGGUCUCUACAAGGGUUUGAAACAGCUCGGGGAGCUGAUCGCUUCGUAUCAGUCACUGAAAGACACCGGACGUGGACCUCAAAUUGUGAACUCCAUCAUCAGUACAGCAAAACAAUGCAAUCUGGACAAGGAUGUGAAUCUUCCUGAAGAAGGCACGGACCUGUCGGCUGCAGAUAGAGACCUUGUUGUUGGAAAGUGUUAUGCAAAGAUCAUGGAGAUCGAAUCUAGGCUUCUGCCAUGUGGUUUACAUGUUAUCGGUGAGCCACCAUCUGCAAUCGAGGCAGUGGCAACAUUAGUUAACAUUGCUGCUUUGGAUCGCCCAGAAGAAGGGAUAAUAUCACUGCCUACUUUAUUAGCUGAGACAGUAGGAAGGAAAAUCGAAGAUAUCUACAGAGGAAGUGACAAAGGUAUACUGAAGGACGUCGAGCUACUACGCCAGAUAACAGAGGCAUCAAGGGGAGCUAUAUCAUCCUUCGUGGAGCAGACUACAAAUGAAAAAGGCCAGGUGGUCGAUGUCUCUGAUAAAUUAACCACAAUUCUUGGGUUCGGCAUCAACGAGCCAUGGAUUCAGUACUUAUCAGACACUAAGUUUUACAGGGCUGAUAGGACCAAGCUUAGAACCUUGUUUGAGUACUUAGGUGAGUGCUUGAAACUAGUGGUGGCUGAUAACGAACUAGGAGCCUUGAAACAAGCUCUGGAGGGUAGUUAUGUUGAACCAGGUCCUGGUGGGGAUCCCAUUAGGAAUCCUAAAGUUUUGCCAACUGGGAAAAACAUUCAUGCAUUGGACCCACAGUCUAUUCCAACAGAGGCAGCCAUGCAGAGUGCAAUGAUAGUGGUGGAAAGGCUAUUGGAGAGGCAGAAACUUGAAAAUGGGGGAAAGUAUCCUGAAACAGUUGCACUUGUUUUGUGGGGAACUGAUAACAUCAAGACCUACGGAGAAUCAUUGGGUCAAGUGCUUUCUCUGAUCGGGGUGAGACCUAUUGCGGAUUCUGUUGGACGUGUUAACAAGGUAGAACCAAUCAGCCUCGAAGAGCUUGGACGACCAAGGGUUGAUGUUGUCGUAAACUGUUCUGGAGUUUUCAGAGAUCUGUUCAUUAAUCAGAUGAACCUGUUGGACCGUGCAGUGAAAAUGGUGGCUGAGUUAGAUGAGCCAGAAGAUCAAAACUUCAUCAGGAAGCAUGCAGCAGAACAAGCAGCAGCCCUAGGCAUUGACGUUCGUGAAGCUGCUACUCGAAUCUUCUCAAAUGCGUCAGGUUCAUACUCCUCCAAUGUGAACUUAGCUGUUGAAAACUCAUCAUGGAAUGAUGAGCAGCAACUGCAAGACAUGUAUCUGAGUCGCAAGUCCUUUGCAUUCGACUCCGAUGCUCCUGGUGUGGGUAUGACAGAGAAGAGAAAGGUCUUUGAGAUGGCACUCAGCACAGCCGAUGCCACAUUCCAAAACCUCGACUCAUCCGAAAUCUCACUGACUGAUGUUAGUCACUACUUUGAUUCUGAUCCCACAAACCUUGUACAAGGUCUCAGAAAAGAUGGUAAAAAGCCAGCUGCAUAUAUUGCAGACACAACUACAGCUAAUGCCCAAGUGAGGACAUUGGGAGAGACCGUUCGGCUUGAUGCACGUACAAAGCUGCUCAACCCCAAGUGGUAUGAAGGUAUGUUAUCUAGCGGGUAUGAAGGGGUUCGUGAAAUCGAGAAGCGACUUACAAACACAGUUGGUUGGAGUGCUACUUCUGGGCAAGUCGACAACUGGGUCUAUGAAGAAGCUAAUUCAACAUACAUAAAAGAUGAGGAGAUGCUCAACAGACUUAUGAAUUCAAACCCAAAUUCAUUUAGGAAGUUGAUACAGACCUUCUUAGAGGCUAAUGGGCGUGGAUACUGGGAGACAUCUGAGGAAAACAUUGAGAAACUAAAGGAAUUGUACUCUGAAGUUGAGGACAAGAUUGAAGGAAUUGACCGUUAAAUAUGAUUGUUAUGUCAAGCUCUUCUAGAUAUAAUUACUCCCGUUCAUGGGAUUAAAUUAUUUUCUUUCUUUAGUCCCUGGGUGACCGGCAAGUGUAACAAACAGAAACAGCAAACAAUUUGUGAAUUUGUUCAAUAGUCUUCUUCUUUUUUACCCACUGUAAUCCAUAUAACAUUGAGAAAUAAUGUGAAUUUGUUCAGUUAAUCGGAUGUAAAUUUAUAUUUCAAAUAA